CAAACCGUAGAGUUAAGAAGUUCAUUUUAUAUUAUCCGUAUCUACCUACUACAAGCAAAUUGAUUUCAGUGUAGUAAUUAGAGUUUGUUAAAAGUUAUAACUUAUCUAAACACCUCAAUACAUAAGUACAAACAAAAAAAAGAGCACAUUAAAUAGGACCUACUGUGUUAUAUUAAUCAGACUAUCAGACCACAAAGUAUGUGGAACUUUUUAGUUUAAUUUAUACAAAAAAAUGUGAUUUUGUUCUAGUUGUCCUACUUUUCGGUAAAAUGGGAAACACUGAUAAGUUUUCUAACUUCAACUGGUUAAAUGAACCAAAUUCCUGGAGUUUAUCUAAUGACGUGCUUCAAGUAACAACGGACAAUAGAAAGGAUUUCUGGCAGGAGACGUGGUACAACUUCACUUUUAACAGCGGUCAUGUGUAUGGGAUUGAGAUCAAGGAGGAUUUUACAAUGGAGGUUUGCGUGGAAGCGUCGUUUACCACUCUGUAUGACCAGGCUGGUCUCAUGAUAUACGUGGAUGAGAAGCAUUGGCUUAAAACAGGCAUUGAGUACAACGAUGGCCAAGCUAUGAUCGGCAGUGUACUCACCAAUGGAGUUUCUGAUUGGGCUACUGGAGUGUUUACCGGUGAUCCGUUCAAAUUUUGGAUACGGCUAAGCAAAGUGGGCGGCGUGGUCUGUGUGAAGUACUCCACUGACAACGUCACUUGGACCUUGCUGAGGUUGAGUCCUUUCCCGAUAUCUGACAAAUAUUUCGUCGGGCCAAUGUGCUGCACCCCUCAGAGAGAAGGGUUACUUGCGAAGUUUAGUGGAUUGAAGAUAACCGUCCCGGAUAAAGAUAUAUUGCAUUCGAAUUAAUGUGUUUAAGACCAACAAACACUUAUAAGAGUUAACGGUUAGUUCUGCCUACACCAAUUUACAACUUUAAUUUUUAGAAUUAAGAUAUAUAUUGUAGUUAGAUAACAUAAACUAUGUAUUAUAUUUUUUAAAUAUUGUAAACGUUGUGAAGAUCUGUAAUAAGUUGAAAAUUCACCAUUGGGCACAACGUAUGUAAUCAAUAUGUAUACACGAUACAAUGUUCUGCGGUUGGUCUUCCUAAAUAAAUAAAUAAACUUUAUAACACUUCGCAGGGCGUAGACCAUUCGUCACUUUGUAAUAUGCAACAUGCAGCGUGGUCUGAUCGACCACGAUUUUCAUUUAAUUUUAACUUCAUAUAGCCUUUAACACACAUACACAAUAAUAAAUGAAAUAAACUCGGCUGAAACUAAUUAAUUAUUGCCGGAGCAAGCUCUACUAUUUUCGAACCCAUUCAGGGCUCAGGCUGUUUCACUCACGCCGCGUGUAUGAAAUAGCACAUGACCAUCACGUGAGUUUCAGCAGUGUGUGUGUUUGUAUUCUAUGAUAAGACGAUUUAAAUAAUAAAUUAUAUAUUAGAA
Molecule: messenger RNA, 1435 nt
Organism: Bicyclus anynana (squinting bush brown)
Lineage: Eukaryota; Metazoa; Arthropoda; Insecta; Lepidoptera; Nymphalidae
Exons: 3
Coding region: 270-857 (195 amino acids)
Source: RefSeq, a predicted model, not a curated record